GAUGCCACCACUCUACGGUCUAAUCUUAUACCUGCUUCCUUAUAAAUACAUAAAUAUACAACGCUCCAAAUUGCAUCUCAAGCAACUUCUCUCCUGCGCCAUCUUCAUCCCAUUCAUUCAACUCCAACACACAUAUCAGAUAUUCAUAUUGAGCAUAACUGUGAUAAAAACUUAGGCCCUUUCCUGGAAUGAAUCCAUUGUUUAUCAAAGAAUUUGGGAGAGAGUUUUGCAGUUCUCUUUAAUGGGCUGCUGCUAUUCAUCUUCAAAGAGAACCGGAACGCCAGGUUAUGAGGAACCCACCGUUCUUGCAUCUCAGACACCUUGUGAGUAUCAUGAUCCAUUAUUGAAUGUUACUGUUAGUGAAGUAGAAGCCUUGCAUGAGCUCUUCAAGAAGUUGAGCAAUUCCAUUAUUGAAGAUAAUCUUAUUCACAGGGAAGAAUUCCAGUUGGCACUAUUCAGGAACAGAAACAAGAAAAAUCUGUUUGCGGAUAGGAUUUUUGACCUGUUUGAUCUCAAGCGCAAUGGGGUCAUUGAGUUUGGCGAAUUUGUUCAAUCAUUGGGUAUUUUUCACCCAAAUGCACCUUUAGAAGACAAAAUUACUUUUGCUUUUAGGUUGUAUGAUCUGAGGCAGACAGGGUUUAUUGAAAGGGAAGAGUUGAAGGAGAUGGUAUUGGCACUUCUGCACGAGUCGGAUCUUGAGCUUUCAGAUGAUAUGAUUGAAAGCAUUGUGGACAAGACUUUUAGUGAUGCUGAUAUAAAUGGUGAUGGAAAGAUAGAUCAAGAAGAGUGGAAAGCAUUUGUAUCCAAACAUCCAUCCUUGAUAAAGAAUAUGACUCUUCCAUAUCUGAAGUCAGUAUAUUCGUUCUCCAUGAACCUUAUUUUUUCAGCAACUCAAAUUUCAGAAAACUUUCCUUUUCAUCCAUGUCUCCUCCCUCAUGUUUCAGGGAUAUUACGUUGGCAUUUCCAAGUUUUGUUGCAAGAACAGAAAUUGAAGAGUCGGAUAUGUGAAUUUGAAAGGUUUUGGCUUCAUAAAAGAUGCUAUAUACUAUAUACAAGUUUAUAGUAUCUUGGAUUUCGUCUCUUGAUAUUGUUGCUGUGAAGAGAUGACCUUAGCUGCAGUGCUAAAGACAAGAACAUAAUUUGGUCUACGGUUCCCCAACAAAGUUUCUAUACCCGCUUUCGCAAAUGCGCAGCUACCAAGUGAAAUUCUCUCUAGUUAGGUAGAUAUACCAAAGGGUACGAGUUAUUUACUUGAAUUGUUAAUUCAAAUUCAAGGUUAGCUUGUACAAGCAUUUUAUAUAUAUAUAUAUAUAUAUAUAUAUAUAUACACACACACACAAGAGAUGAAAGUAGG
Molecule: messenger RNA, 1354 nt
Organism: Vigna umbellata (rice bean)
Lineage: Eukaryota; Viridiplantae; Streptophyta; Magnoliopsida; Fabales; Fabaceae
Source: RefSeq, a predicted model, not a curated record